Molecule: messenger RNA, 1352 nt
Organism: Camellia sinensis
Lineage: Eukaryota; Viridiplantae; Streptophyta; Magnoliopsida; Ericales; Theaceae
Source: RefSeq, a predicted model, not a curated record
UCUCUCAAAAACCCUAGAACCUCAACCUGGCGGCAACUCCGUUAUAAAUUCUCUUCAAAAUCUCCUCUUUCUGCCUCUUUCAAAGCCUCCUGCCUGCUUUCCUCUCUUUCUCUCUCUACAAAACCCUAGUUUCUCUCUCCUCAGCUUCCAUGGAGUUUUGGGGUGUUGAAGUCAAAGCUGGACAACCCCUUAAGGUCACACCUCAGCUUGGCAAAGUCAUACAUAUUUCCCAGGGAGCAUUGGGUGAGGGAAAGAAGGAAAAAGGAAAUGACCUUAUCCCACUCCGUGUGAAGAUUAAUGGUGAGAAGUUCGUCGUGGGAUCACUUUCUGCGGAGAAUUUUCCUCAAGUUGCAUUUGAUUUGGUGUUUGAGAAAGAUUUUGAGCUGUCACAUGACUGGAAAAAUGGAAGUGUCUACUUUUGUGGAUAUUCAGCAGACAAUCCUUUUGUUGAUGAUGAUGAAUUUGAAUCGGAUGAUUCAAGUGAUGAUGAAGAUAUCCCUCUACCCUUGACUGAGAAUGGGAAAAUUGAAUCUAAGGUGGAGGAAGUGAAACCAGAUGCAAGUAAAGGUAAAACUGCUAAACCUGAAUCUUCUGCUAAGCCAAAGGUGACUGUUGUGGAGCCAAAAAAAGAUGAUGAGUCUGAUGAUGAUGAUUCAGAUGAUUCGUUUGAGGAUGACUCAGAUGAUGAGGACAUGAUGGGUGCUUCAGAUGACAUUGGUGAUUCGGACGAUGAUGACACUGAGGAUGAUGACUCAGAGGACGAAGAUGAUGAGACACCUAAGAAGGCUGGGCCUGCCAAGAAGAGAGCCACCGAAUCUGCAACAAAAACACCUGUGCCCGCUAAAAAGGCAAAAUUAGAUACACCUCAGAAGACAGGUGGUGGUAAGAAAGGUGGUGGUCACACAGCAACUCCCCACCCUUCAAAACAGGUUGGGAAAACUAAUGCCACCGCUAAUAGCAACAAGUCCAAUGAGAAGUCCCCAAAGUCUGAGGCUAAAGUUUCUUGCAAAUCCUGUAGCAAGACAUUCAACUCGGACAAUGCCCUACAAUCUCAUACAAAGGCCAAGCAUGAUGGCAAAUAGGAAAUUUAUUUUUGGUUGAGAGUAUGAUGUGAAGACGGGGGAGGGCUUUGUGCUUCGUGUUGGUAGGAUUUUCUGCACAGGACAAAACAAUUGGUUGGCCUUGUCUUUUAUGAUAUUAUCUGUCAAUGUUUUACAAUCUGGUAGAACCGUAAAUUACUGAAUACUAUUUCUCUUUUUCCAGUUUUGUAAGUUUUGGAAGUUCUAUGAAAUGAUGUUACCUUGGAUUAUAGUCACCAGUUAUCUAUCAUAUGAGUGUUCUGUUAUGUUUCA